Hyla sarda is the source of this 1760-nucleotide messenger RNA. RefSeq names its product forkhead box I2 (gene FOXI2). The transcript is spliced from 2 exons. The record is from RefSeq and is a predicted model, not a curated record. The coding region runs from base 395 to 1477 and encodes 360 amino acids. NCBI's taxonomy places the organism in Eukaryota, Metazoa, Chordata, Amphibia, Anura, Hylidae. Gene Ontology annotation, biological process: cell differentiation; regulation of transcription by RNA polymerase II; anatomical structure morphogenesis. Gene Ontology annotation, molecular function: DNA-binding transcription factor activity, RNA polymerase II-specific; RNA polymerase II cis-regulatory region sequence-specific DNA binding.
UAUGGAAAGACCCUUAGUAACAUACGACUUUCAACUUGUAACCAUAAAUGAAGCAGAUUCGGAUUCUUUGCGACUGUUGUGUCGCAGCUGCUGGUCACAACCACAUUCGCAAUCAUUUCUUGCAAUGUGACGGAGCCUAAAGGCGACACAGGUAUAGGAUGAACUGUGUGGAAAUAAGAUCCUGAUUGAUAGUGACUGCAGAAGAGGUGUCCUGCCCAGACCAGGGCGGUCCAGGCUUCAUUACUACAAACUGUUUCAGCUACUUGGUGCUUGAUUGGAAAUAGUCUGCAGGCUGUGCAGAGGGUCAUUACUUUAGUGCAGCCCCUCUGCUUGGAGCUCAUUAAGCCUGAGGAGUCUCCUUCUCCUAAACCAACAGCACUUAGAAGGAAUUAGCAUGAACGCCUUUGGGCACCAUUCAGCCCCUUCUCAGCCAGGAUACCCCUAUGCCCAGGAAUUAGUGGAUAUGGCAGUCUACUGCGGAGACAACUUUAACCUGUAUCAGCAGAACCUGCACCAGCCUCAGAAGCCACAUUCAGGGUAUGGUAUCACAGACUAUCCAGGGCCCAAUACCAACCCAUAUUGGUGGUUUGGUGGCUCCACCAUUAACCCUUCUUCUUCUUACCUCAAUGGAAAUGGCUCCAAGUAUUUGCCAACUGGUUACGCCAACAGUCAAGCCCAGGUUGUGUCUCAUUCCUCCGGUUAUGGAGCAGCAGAGUUGCCCUGGUUGACUUAUCCAAACCAAGAGAACUUGAUCCAAGGGGUGAGACCCCCUUAUUCCUACUCUGCCUUAAUAGCCAUGGCUCUUCAGACCACUCCUGAGAAGAAGCUGACCCUCAGCCAGAUCUAUAACUAUGUGGCAGAGAAUUUCCCCUUCUAUAGGAAGUGUAAGGCUGGCUGGCAAAACUCCAUCAGACACAACUUGUCCCUAAAUGAGUGCUUCAAGAAGGUGGCCAGGGAUGACACCGACCCAGGGAAAGGGAACUAUUGGAUCCUUGAUCCAAACUGCGAGAAGAUGUUCGAGAACGGUAACUUCAGACGGAAGAGGAAAAAGAAGUGCGACAACAACCCGAGCCGUGGGUCUGAACUCUCCGAAAAGUUAGAUGACAAAAGUAACGUGAAGUCCCCAAGGUCUGACAGCCUUGUGGGAACUCCAGAGAGCAAAAUGAAAUCGUCUCCACGGUCUUCUCCAGCUUUAGACACCAGCCCUUGUUUGGCCGGCUUCACAUCCGCCAUGAACGCAGUGAAGAGUAAUGGGGCACCCAUUCAGCUCAAUGGGGACUUCUUAACCUCCAAGCACUAUUUCACUGGACUCUCUUCUUACCCCAUCAACCACAAUUCAUCCCAACCUGGAGAACCUGUUGCUCAGGCCAACAUCAGGCAUAGGUGUUACCCAACCAAGCAGAACAGCCUGUACUCUUCCCUGGUCAACCCUCUACAUGCCAGCCACAUGCUCUAUAACCAGGAAGCGGAGGUGUGAUGGGGACAGUUUCAUUUAUGUGAUAUUUAGCGUUGUUGUUGUGUUUUUUUACCUGCUGUGACUUGGUUUUUACCCUUUUUACUGUGUUGAAUUAUUGGACUCGAUCCAUGGGGCAUGCACUGGUCAAAUGCAAUGUACCUCAAAUUCUCUUGGCAUGGAGAACAGUCUUGAAGGAACUAAGGUGACUAUUAGAGAUGAGCGAAGUUACAGUGAUUCGAUUCGUCACGAAUAGAGAUGAGCGAACUUACAGCAAAUUCGAUUCGUCACAAACUUCUCGGCUCGG